Molecule: messenger RNA, 1113 nt
Organism: Halichondria panicea
Lineage: Eukaryota; Metazoa; Porifera; Demospongiae; Suberitida; Halichondriidae
Product: cingulin-like
Exons: 4
Coding region: 125-946 (273 amino acids)
Source: RefSeq, a predicted model, not a curated record
UUUAGCUGCAACGAUUUAUACCUAAUUUGGACUGAACAACCCAACUUGCUAAAACUCUUUUAUCUAUGCUAAAACCCUGCCUGCAAGACCAAAAGAAGAACACAGCCUAAGCGCCUGCAGCAGAAUGUCAGAGCCAACAGUUCAAGAGGAGCACCCUCUGGUAUCCAAUAACAGGUCCACAGAGUCCCCUCCCUCACAUUCCUCACACUCUCCACUACCCUCACCACCCUCACAGCCCGCCCACAACAGUGACUCAGACCACACCUACCCAGACUCGGAGGACGAGGGACUGUUGGACGCAAGUGCCACAGGGGACGAAGUUACACAGCUACUCAGGAAAACUGUCGAGGAACUGGAGCUUGCAUUGGAUGAAUCUCGUAAACUGUUGGGAGAGCGUGAUGAUGAGAUGGUGAGAGUGAGGGGAGAGCUGGAGCGCUACCGACAGCAGGUUGCCAGGGAGAUAGCCAACAAGACCAAGCUGGCCCAGAGUUUGGACCAGAGUCACUCACACGCUCAAGAACUGGAGGAGCUAUUACAGCAAUGGCAGCUAGAGUUGAGGGAGUCUAAGAUCCAGAGGGAACGUGUGGAGGUCUCCUUACAGCAGGAGCACUCGAGAUGUGAGCAGUUGGAGAAGCAACUCUCUUCCUCACUGCAAGAGAAGGACAAAGAAAUGGAGCAGUUGAACACAAAGCUACUCAAUGCACAGCAGAAACUAAAGAAAGGACUCCCCACUCUCGCUGAGGGAAGUAAUCCAGGGGUGGAUCGUAUGGACAAGAUGCAACUACACUUCUUGAAGCAAGCUGUUUACCAUCUUCUGACAGACUUCCACGCAGAGGACCAAUUGAGAGCUAUUUUAUCGAUAUUAGACUUCGGUGCGCAGGAGAGGAAAGCAGUGUAUGCCAAAGUCGAGGAAAAGAAGAAAGCGUCACGAGGACUCUACAUGUAACUCGUGCAAGAUUGAUUGACUGACAUUUCAUCACAAUUAUAUCACUUAAUUGACAGCAAAGUUUUGUAUCAAUAAUUGCAAUAUAUAACUAAUUUCACAUUUUAUUUGACUGUAAUAAGUUUUUCUAAUUGUUUCUCAUUCUGUGCUACAACUUUAUGGUUCAUGAA